Molecule: messenger RNA, 4488 nt
Organism: Maudiozyma saulgeensis
Lineage: Eukaryota; Fungi; Ascomycota; Saccharomycetes; Saccharomycetales; Saccharomycetaceae
Source: the annotation of a GenBank genome assembly
AUGUCGUUUACUGUAGGUACAAGAUGUUGGUACCCAAGUAAAGAUCAUGGUUGGGUGGCCGCUGAAGUUGUAGAUGUAUCUCAUGCUAAUAACAUCUACUACCUUAAGUUGCAACUGGAAGGAUCAGAAGAAUUAGUAGAAAUAAAUACACAACAAUCACUGGCAGAACUGGAGAAAUUAUCUAGUAUAGAUGCUACAGCAGCAAAUGGUGUAUCAAAACCACCAGGAAAUGAAUUACCUCUAUUGAGAAAUCCAUCCAUACUUGAAAGUACUCAAGAUUUGACAUCACUUUCUUAUUUGAAUGAACCUGCUGUGCUACAUGCUAUUAAGAGUCGGUAUUCAAAAGGGAAUAUAUAUACUUACUCCGGUAUUGUAUUGAUUGCAGCUAAUCCAUUUGACAAUGUUGAUAAAUUGUACUCACAGGAAAUGAUAUCAAAAUAUGCAAACACUCAGAAUAGAGACCGAUUAGAACCUCAUAUCUUUGCCAUUGCAGGUGAAGCUUAUACACGUAUGAUUAAUGAUGGACAAAACCAAACUAUUGUCGUAAGUGGAGAAUCUGGUGCAGGGAAAACUGUAUCUGCUAAAUAUAUUAUGAGAUAUUUUGCUUCUAUUGAACCUCAGAUGUCGCACGAUGGAUCAGCUAGAGAACAAUCUAGAAUGACUGAAAUCGAAGAGAAAAUUUUGGCAACUAACCCUAUCCUUGAAGCAUUUGGUAACGCAAAGACCACCAGAAAUGAUAACUCUUCUAGAUUUGGGAAGUAUCUUGAGAUUAUGUUUAAUGAAGAAUCCAGGAUUGUAGGUGCUAGGAUUAGAACAUAUCUUUUAGAGAGAUCAAGAUUAGUAUUUCAACCAGAAUCUGAACGUAAUUAUCAUAUUUUUUACCAAAUGAUGGCAGGUCUUGAUUCUGAAACAAAAAAUAUAUGGCAAUUAUCUAAUGUUGAAGAUUUCCAUUACAUGAACCAAGGAUCUAAUGAGAGUAACUAUACCAUAAAGGGUAUAGAUGAUAAAGUAGAAUUUGAACGUACGAAAGAAGCCUUAAAAAAAAUUGGUAUAAGUGCUGAAAUGCAAACUGAUAUAUUUCAGAUACUGGCUGCUUUAUUACAUAUUGGUAAUAUUUGCAUCACAAAGACAAGAAAUGAUGCAACGUUAGCGUCAGAUGAAAAUAGUUUGAGUGUUGCUUGUCAACUACUAGGUAUCGACAAUGUAGGAUUUGCUAAAUGGAUUGUUAAGAAACAAAUUAAUACACGUUCAGAAAAGAUUGUAUCAAAUUUAAAUUUCUCGCAAGCAAUGGUGACUAAGGACUCUGUGGCCAAGUUUAUCUACGCUGCUUUAUUUGAUCUGAUUGUGCAUAAGAUAAAUGCCACAUUAGAAAAUGGGAACAAUGAUUCUGUUAAUGAGACUGUUAAAUCAUUUAUUGGUGUCUUAGAUAUCUAUGGUUUUGAACAUUUUGAGAGAAAUUCCUUUGAACAAUUUUGUAUCAAUUAUGCAAACGAGAAAUUGCAACAAGAAUUCAACCAACACGUGUUUAAAUUGGAACAAGAAGAAUAUGUUCGUGAAAAAAUUGAAUGGUCCUUCAUCGAUUUCAAUGACAACCAGCCUUGUAUAGAUUUAAUUGAAAAUAAACUUGGUAUCUUAUCCUUACUAGAUGAAGAAUCUAGAUUACCAGCUGGAUCUGACGAAACUUGGGCAGAAAAGUUAUACCAAUGUUUAGAUAAACCGCCUACCAAUUCUGUCUUUAACAAACCACGUUUCGGCCAAACUAAAUUUGUGGUUCGUCAUUAUGCUAAUGAUGUCACAUAUGAUGUGGAAGGCUUUAUAGAAAAAAACAGAGAUACCGUUCCGGAGGGACAAUUUGAAGUUUUACAGGCAACCACAAACAAAACUCUUAAGUUAAUUUUGGAUCACUUAGUCCAAAAACAAGAACAAAUGGCAGAACAAAGACAGGAAGAUGAUAAAAAACCAGGUGCUAUUUUCAGACGUACUACACAAAAGAAACCAACACUGGGGUCCAUGUUUAAGGCCUCUUUAGUAGAAUUGAUGAAGACAAUUGAAUCUACUAAUGUUCACUAUAUCAGAUGCAUCAAACCAAAUACAGAGAAGACGGCAUGGGAGUUUGACAACUUGUUAGUUCUUUCACAAUUAAGGGCAUGUGGUAUUCUAGAGACCAUUCGAAUCUCUUGUGCAGGUUUCCCAUCCAGAUGGACUUUUAUGGAAUUUAUUGAAAGAUUCUAUUUCCUUUCCCCUAUGGAGAAAUGGCGUCCUAUAAUGGGUAACGAAUCUGUUAGUAAUGAAAGUAAAAUUUCAUUUUCUAAAGAUCUACUAAACGAGUUGGUAGAUGAUGAGAUGAAAUACCAAGUUGGUACAACUAAAGUUUUCUUCAAGGCAGGAAUACUAGCUCAGUUGGAAAAUAUAAGAACCACAAAACUUGUCAAGGUAUGUACAGUCAUUCAAAAGAAUAUCAGAGGGUUGAACUGUAGAAGAGAAUAUUUGAGAACAAUUAGAUCGAUAAAAUCUGUCCAAGCUUAUUCAAGAGGUAGAGUGAUCCGUGAUUUUGUUGAUUUCGAAUUAAAAACCAGAGCUGCUAUCUUGAUACAAUCUAUCCUUAGAGGACGCACACAAUUUAAUUUUUUUGUCGAUGUUUUACGAAGUACUGUUAAAGUGCAAUCAUAUGUGAGACAAAAACUCGCUAAAUUAAGGGUUGAGCUUCUAAGAAGGGAACAGGCUAUCACGAAAAUCCAAAAAUUGAUUAGAUCAAAAAUGACACAAAGGUAUCACUUGGCAUUAAAGAAAAGUACGUUGACUAUACAAUGCCACAUAAGAAAAACUAUUGCACAAAAUAAAUUAAUUCUUUUAAGACAACAAUACAAUGCUACUAACUCUGAACAAUUAGAGAUAGAGAGGUCGUUUACCGAAUUAAUGGAAAAGAUCCAUUUUGCGUUGAAGCAAGAUAACGAAAUAAUUAACCUUCUAAGUGGAUACGAAAAGAACGGGUUGAAGGAUUUACUAAAUUCAGUCCCUGGUUAUGAACAAACUCAAGAAGCUUUAGCAUCAAAGAGCAACGAAUUAGAUUCCCGGGUCAUCAGAAUCCAGUCUUUAGUUUCAGGAUAUUCAAACUGGAAGGAUAAUUUAAUGCAAGAAAUCAAACAAUUUAAAAAACAAAGUGUCUCUAGUCUUGACAAUUCUAAUCUUAACAAACAACUAAAUGAAAUGACAAAAGAAAUUGAUGAUCUAAAGACAGUAUUAAUGAAAGGUAACACUACUGGAAAAACCACGAAGAAAGAAGUUAUCGGCUUAGGAAUUGCAUCUCCGAUUACCAAUUCACCAAAGAUUGGAUUUAAUGAAUUACAUGACUUAAGUACAAUGUUGAAUGACAUGAAUAUCAUUAAUCAAGAGAUCGGAAUUAUUCUUCGUAAUAUAGGUGAACUUGUGCGCGAAGAUGAACAAAUUUCAAAGUCACAUAUCUUGGCAAAUAUCACCAAUUCCGUUCUGGAAUCCUAUUUCAAAAUAGGAAAAUACAACGAUGCUAUUUCCUUUGUUAAAGAGAAUGUAAGUUCAAUAUUUGAAGUUUUCUCAACAUUUAGAAGGGAUGAUUUGGUAUCGCAUGGAAUGUUUUGGGUCUCUAAUAUCUAUCACAUUUACUUAAAUCUGACAUCCAUUAGACAAAAUGAAAAUGGUAACCGAGCACUGGCAAUUCACAAGAUAGAAACCGAGUACAAAACUCUAUUAUCUCAUUGUUUUGACACCUGGUUGAAGAGAGUUAUACAGGUGAUAGGCCAUCAAUAUAUGCUAUCCAGGGCUUUACUUGGUUCUCCAUCAGCAACUGUAAACCACGAUGAACGCAACGAUGGAAACGAAAACCUAACGAAGAUAAUUGAAUAUUUUGAAUACGUCUACCGAAAGGUCAAUUCUAGCGGUAUUCCUCAAGAAGUGGCUGAUAUAAUAAUUUCUAAUAUUUUAUCAUGUAUCGAUUCCACUUGUUGCAAUUAUCUUUUGAACAAAUUUCAUAACCUUUCUUGGAAAACUGGUGUAAGAAUUGACCAAAAUAUAGGUGCAAUUAUCGAGUGGGACGAAUCUCAUAGAAAUUCUAGUAUUGUUGGAUGUGGACAACUACCGCUAUUAAAACAAAUCUCCAAACUAUUGCAACUUAGAAUUUCUAAUGUGUAUGACAUUAACUUUGUUAUUGAAGUCUGCUAUUCAUUAAAUGUUACCCAAAUUCAUACUAUCUUAAAGAAAUACAAACCAACAGAGUACGAACCACCCAUGUCUUCUGACGUUUUGAAUUAUCUUUCUAACACCAUUAAGAAAAAUGGAAGGGCUAAGGAAACAAUAACCUUUUCUGAAGAUACAAAGGCAUUGCCGGACCCCUUUUGCGCAUCUAAUGGAUUAUCCCUUACAAGCACACCCCGGGCUGCGCACACCCUUUUUGAAGUUACAGACUUAGCUGAUGCAACUCCAAUUGUCCAUAAGAUUAUUACCAUGGCACAGUGA